Messenger RNA from Pelmatolapia mariae (spotted tilapia), 3600 nucleotides. RefSeq names its product probable N-acetyltransferase camello. The transcript has 2 exons. The coding region runs from base 90 to 860 and encodes 256 amino acids. NCBI's taxonomy places the organism in Eukaryota, Metazoa, Chordata, Actinopteri, Cichliformes, Cichlidae. Gene Ontology annotation, molecular function: N-acetyltransferase activity. The record is from RefSeq and is a predicted model, not a curated record.
UGAUUAUCACAAUCUGUAGAUUAAGUCUGGGGCAGCUUUAAGUCUGUCAGAGUGAGAAAAAGACUAAAAGACGCGGGGAAGGCAUCAGCAUGGCCCAGAAAAACAAUUUUCAGUUCUCCAUCAGGGAAUAUAGACCUUCAGAUCAACAUGUGGUCAUGUCACUAUUUAAGGAUGGGAUUUUUGAGCAUGUUUACCCAGCCUUUUUCAAGGCCAUGAGCCAUCCAGACCAUAUUGGUGUUGCUCUGAGCAUUUCGAUGGCUGGUUAUGUGCUGGGAGGCAGCUCCUACUUCCAAGCUCUACUGUUUGGCAGUGCAUGGGCUGGCCUCAUUUAUUAUUGCUGCCAUGAUAUCUAUGAGGGCUACAUGAUGAGGAGGCAAAGCGCAGAUAUGGCCGACAUUCAGGCCAGCUACCUGGAAAACCCAGAUAACGGCUUCUGGGUAGCGGAGGCAGACAUCAAUGGCCAAUCCAAGGUGGUAGGGAUGGUGGCAGUGAUUGGAAAAAGGGGAGAGGAAGAAGGUGAAAGGUUUGAAGACUGGAAUGGCGGAGUGACGGGAGGAGGCUCUGAGCUGGCUCAAGAUGCCAGGGAUGGAAGUUAUGGGGAGAUGUGUCACAUGGUCGUGGCAUUUUCGUGGCGCCGCAAAAACUUGGGCUCGCAGUUGACACGGAAGGCUUUGGAUUUCUGCAAAGAGAGAGGCUUCGGCCGUCUCAUCCUGGAUGUGAGCUCACCACAGACAGCAGCCAUUUCCCUGUUCGAGAAAGCCGGCUUUGUGCAAACCUCAUCCCAUCGCAACACGCACGCCAACCGCUGGUUUUCCAACCUCGCCAGAAUAAAUGUGAUGCGAAUGGAGAAGUUAAUUUAAAGAUAAAAUUUACUCUAGCGAGCAGUUAUUAGAACCUAAAAUGUACAGCAUAUCAUGAAUAUGUCACUUAAUUUAAUCUUAUACCAUCAUUGGAAAAACCUCUCUGUGUGAUAUUGGUCACUCGUUUCUCAAAUUUGCUAUCAUGGUAGUUUGAAAAAUAUAUUAAAUUUCAUGUUUUUUUCCACAAAGCAGGAUUAACGAUCUCAGUUUCCUCGUAUUUCUUCUCGCUUUGAUCUAUUAUGUAUACACCUGCACCCCUGACAGUCUGUUGCCCACAAACAUAGAGAACAAUGAGACAAUUAGUCAACUUUUCCAAGUUAAUUAAAUGAACGUAUUUGCAUAUGCAAGUCUAGUACACCCCAGUAAGGUUCUAUUAAAUGAAUUUAUUGUAUUUUAAACGUAGUCACGUUCGAUUAUCUAUUGUUCUCCUGUCCACUAAGGAAUAUAAAAAUGUAUGUGAGAAAGGAGAAGUAUAGUCAUUUGGAAGCAGGAGAACUUUCUUUAAGCCUCUUUCCAGGGAGAGGCUGAAUCCCUCUGCCUCAGAGGAAUUAAUGCCAGCUGACUUCUAAGACCUCACAACUCUUUGCUUAAAAUACCAAUGAAAAAUGCAAUAGUAUCAGGACAUUGGGAGGUUUAAAAUUCUUUGGAGCUAAAAGAGCUGUGAGUGUGUGUGUGUGGCAUAAAAAUAGGAUAAAGACUUUGGUAUACUGCAGUGCAUUCAGGUCAUUGUACACACGGCAAAUACUGAGAUUAUCAACACCAAACAAUAGAGAAAAAGCUUAACUGUUUCCUUAGUGGUGGUCCUAUGGUAUGUGUGUGUAUGGGAGGAGGGAUUGUGUGAAUACAGGUGGAAAACCCAUGGGAAAUUUUUCUUUUAUAAACCAAAAAAAUAUGAAACAAUGCAAAUAACAGCUUUUCUUUUCAUUAUAGAACCUGAUGCAAGAAAAACCUAGUGACAUGCAUGGUGCAGCAUCAGCUAAACAAUUUAUAUUUACACAUUUCUUAACCUACAUUGCACCAGAAAUCUCCUAAAGGUGAUUACAAUUUCCAGAAUAUUAUCAGCAACACACAGUAGCUGCUUGUCUUGAAAGGGUAUGCGUCCACAGAUGACGAGCCUAUAAGGAAAAAACAUCAAGCAACCAAGGUGUGCAAUGACAGGUGCGACCUAAAUGAGCUUCAAGAGAGGGUGCUGGAUGGAUAAAGCAGCUUGGCACUGAGAAACACACACACACCCCCAUCAGAGGCCUUCAGGCAUCAAUCAUUCCUGCUGAGGCUGUCAGAAAAAAAUUCGGCCAGUGGCCAGCAGGCAGGUGCUGAACUAGCCAAAGGAAGAUGAGCCUUAAUUCUGGCCAACCUGUUGUCAUCCUCUCACAAUUACCAGUACAAUUGGCCUCAAGGUAAUGACAGCUUGAUUGUAAUUCCUCUCAUACACAUGCUGCACAGAUGAGUCAGUUGCCAUUUUGGGGACAAUGAUAUGAGCUGAAGCUGCUUUGCAACUACUCUCCGUAACGUCAAAAUCUAUGCUGCCACAAUGUCUAUGAAAAGUAUUCAGCCCCUCAGAAGUUGUUGUGUUUUAUUGCCUCAUAGCAAUGAUGUCACACACUUGAUGUGCACUGAUUACUAGAAAAUAACCUUUUAACAGCGAAACAUAAAUGUAAAAUACAAAUUGGGAGUAGUGUGUGAGGCAGAUGUAUAAAUUCAAGAAAGACGGACAGUAUUUAUUCUCUGGACAAAUCUAUCCAUUUUUAUGUCACAUUAUGCAAAUGAAUAGGCUGAUUUUUAACCUUUAUUUACGACAUAGAACAGCGGUCCCCAACCCCCGGGCCACAGACCGGUACCGGUUUGUGAGUCGUUUGGUACCAGGCCGCGAGAGUUGAGGCUCGUUUAUCCUGGGUUCGUUAACUUGGUUUCCCUGGGUCUUUUCCCGUGUGUGUUAUGAAUAAAUCUUCUUUUUUUGGUACCGGUACUGGUUUUAUUUUGUUGUAUUUAUCCGCGACACCUUAAAGGCCGGUCUGUGAAAAUAUUGUCGGACAUAAACCGAUCCGUGGCGCAAAAAAGGUUGGGGACCGCUGACAUAGAAUAAAAUACACAUAUAGUACCAAGACGAGAUAAUAAAAAAGCUCAGGGGGAUAGAGCAGGCUCUGUUUGCACUUCAUUUGAAGAAAAAGAUGGUGGCGUGUUUUGUGUGUAACCAAUAACCAAUAUUAGCUCUCAGACCACAUUUUAACUUUUCCUCCAACUUGUUGACGAGCAGCUGGUGAGUUUCCAGAUGUGUGCAAACUACUGGCAACCUCUAUUAACGACCAAAGCAAUCCCAAAGAUGUUUUCGGUGUAGCAUCAUAUACCUCUUCCUGAUCAAUAUCACCAAGCAACAGCCAGCAACCUGUAGAAAACACUGGCCAACCACUCAGAAAACACAUUUUUUCCUAGUAACAGUCAGUGACUGACCUCUAGGCCUUUGUGACUGGGGUCUAAGCUUCCUUUACAUGUGUUUUUGUUCUAAUUUUUUUUGUUAGACUAAUCUAACAGUAAACUGUGAAGAGGAAUAACAAAGAAUUGACUGUCUGCUGCUGAAUUUGUUUAAAAACCUGACCACAUAGCCUGUCUUUAAAGCUGCCACACACAUGUACAUUUAGAUUUGGCAACUCCACAACGUUGACCCUCGCUAAGCCAUUCCUAAGUAGCUUUGUGUUGCAAAAGCUGAAGUUUCCAUAUCCACUUUAAUAAAUUAAACCAUUUC